Molecule: messenger RNA, 712 nt
Organism: Penaeus indicus
Lineage: Eukaryota; Metazoa; Arthropoda; Malacostraca; Decapoda; Penaeidae
Exons: 3
Coding region: 14-712 (232 amino acids)
Cellular component (GO): extracellular region
Molecular function (GO): chitin binding
Source: RefSeq, a predicted model, not a curated record
CAGGAGUCGAACCAUGAAUUCCCUGUUGUUUUCAGCUUUUAUUUGCGUUGCCGUAGCGGAUACUCAUAAUGGCUUCGGAGCGCCUCGUCCUCCCAGCAACGGCUAUGCGCCCCCAAGUAACACAUAUGGCACGCCCAAUGGCGCCUACGGAGUAGACCCUGAGAUUGCCGCCUUGGCCGAGAACAUUCCCGGGGGCGGCGUCCCCGGUGAGGACUACCCCAUCUUGGCUUCCGUGCCCGACACCGGCUUCUCUUGCGAUGCCCAGUCAGUGCAAGGUUAUUACGCUGACACUGAAGCCGGCUGCCAGGUGUUCCAUAUCUGCCAGGACCGCGCCCUCAGGCGCCAACAGGACUCGUUCCUGUGCCCCAACGGUACCAUCUUCAACCAGCAGUACCUGGUAUGUGACUGGUGGUUCAACGUGGACUGUUCUCAAGCUGAGAGCUUCUACUCCGUCAACGAACUCAUCGGAGUCGUUCCUAACGCCGGAUACAGUUAUGGCCCGGGUAUUAACGGCAACGGUAGGAAUGGAAAUGGCAACGGAAGGAAUGGUCUGGGUGGCAAUGGAAACGGUUACGGGGCUCCUUCUAAUUCCUAUGGUGUUCCUUAUAACGAACUCAUCGGAGUCGUUCCCGACGCUGGCUAUGGCUACGCUGCCACCACAAAUAGUCUUGCUAUUGUCAACGGCAACGGACAUGGAAAUGAAAUUAAAUGA